UCGAUCAGAUCCAGUAGCUCUUCUCCCCUCCCCCGUGAAGCUGCAGCUAUUUGAUUCCUCCCUACGUCUGCAACAUAGACCACUUGGUUUAACGGUUCAGACCGGUUUCUCAAUGUCGGUACGAUGUAACUCGAAAACGCAAAUUCAAAUUCCGUCUCCUACUAGUGCGGAUUAUGCGUCUCGAUCCUUCUUCUCCUUCCGUUGGAACUCAAAGAGCAGCGAUGACUCUGCCGUCUGUUCACUCCCGCGGAAAGCGCGAGAAGAUCGGAGUAUUCGAUUACACUGACGAGGACGAGCACGUUGAAGAGAUGUCGAAGAAACUCCUCCGAAAGUUCGAUUCCCCUGGAACUACUAGUAAACCUCCCCGCGCUCUCGAUAAGUACGACUUCCUUCGUUUCUUUUCAGUCACGCAGGGCACGCAAGGCGAGAGCAAAGCACUGAACCACCACAGAGUUAUUGAUGUUGAAGUCCCAGCAAAAGAAGAGCGGUUAAGGUGUGAACCCAGCGGAUAUUAUAAAACUUGGGACCUGAUUGAUGUAACAUCCGAUGACUCCCAUGGAAGGAUUGGAGUUAAUUCGUCAUCGUCAUCGGAAAAUGAUGAUGCCUCAGAAGGAGAAGAAGCCACAAGUAUUACUUCUGGUUCACGUGAAGUUGAUUCCGAGAAUUCACACGUUCUCAUAAUCCCUGAUCUUAUUAUCUAUGGAGAUAUAUACUGUACUAACUCGAAGCUGACAUUUUCACGCAACUGUAUGAGUGUUGAAAGUUCAUCGGUGAAUGCAACUAAAGGGACAUUUAGUUGUAAGUGGGCAAUAGAAGAUAUCGUCAGAAUUGAGUCUCAGUGGUGUUCAGAGGUUGAGACUGCCGUGGUAAACGUCCUUCUGAAGUCCAGGGACCCUAACGAAGUUGACAAUGCGAAAGAGAUUUCAGGCAUCGAUCUCCUAAAGUUUUCCGUUUAUGACGCUAAAUCGUUUAAAGAAGUAGAAACCAUCAAAUUGUUGGACUCGAGAUACAAGGAUAUAUGGUUUGAUACCAUAACAGAAAGCGAGGAAAGUGCUUGUAGUGGACACAAUUUGGAAACAUCACUCACCAAUCUAGCUGGUUCAUUUGAAGAUCUAGUUUACCCUCAAGGAGAACCAGAUGCUGUAGUAGUGCGGAAGCAAGACAUAGAGCUUCUGAAGCCAAGACGUUUCAUUAACGAUACAAUCAUUGAUUUUUAUAUCAAGUACCUUAAGAGUCGGAUUCCACCAGAGGAACGGGGCAGAUUCCACUUUUUCAAUUGUUUCUUUUUCCGUAAGCUAGCUAACUUAGACAAAGGUUCACCUAGCUCGUUUGGAGGAAAGGAAGCAUACCAACGUGUGCAGAAGUGGACUAAGAAUGUGGAACUCUUCGAAAAAGAUUAUAUAUUUAUUCCUAUAAAUUUCAGUUUUCACUGGAGUCUGAUUAUCAUCUGUCAUCCAGGUGAAUUGGUUCCUUCUUCUGUCGAAAACGCAUCAAGGGUUCCAUGCAUCUUGCAUCUGGACUCAAUUAAAGGAAGCCACAAGGGUGGUCUCGUCAACAUUUUUCCGAGUUACCUACGUGAAGAGUGGAAAGCGAGGCAAGGAAACACAAAAACUGAUUUAUCAAGAGCAUCAAAUAUGCAGCUCAUUUCACUCGAGCUCCCGCAACAAGAGAAUUCGUUUGAUUGUGGCCUCUUUUUGCUCCACUAUUUGGAACUUUUUGUGACACGAGCUCCUGCUAAAUUCAAUCCUUCUCUUAUCACAAGAUCGGGAAAAUUUCUAACUAGGAAAUGGUUUCCUGCCAAAGAAGCUUCACUUAAGCGUGGAUACAUCUUAGAGUUGCUUUACAAUCUCCACAAAGGUCAUGAUCCAAGUAUUCUUCCAGCUAAUUCCAAUAGCAAACCACCUCAUUUCCGAGUUUCCAACAAGAAUGACGAAGAAAACGAAAGCAAGAAUGUGACUGAGACCUGUAAUUGGAGAAAACCAUUUGAUGGUGGUUCCUCAUCAAUCGUCACAUACAUUCCUCAAACAAAGACUUGCUUGCCAGAUCAGAUUCUCAGCAAAGAAGUUUUUUACGCGGGAGGUUAUGACCUCCCUGAGGCUUCCAAGCGCCGAAAGUCCUUUAUGUCGCCUAUAGUGGAAGAAGUUCAAGAAAGUGGUGAGAAAGAAGAAAUCCAUUUGCCAAUGGACACAGAGGAAUCUAUCUGUCAAGAGAUGGAAACAUUACGAAAAGAGGAAUGCAUGCUUUAUAUUGAGGACACUGAUGAUGAUGAAGCUGUUUCAGUAGAAUACGUCCCUGAUUCCCAGGAUUCAUAUGAAGUUGAGAUGAAAGAAGACGAAGAAGAAGAUGAUGAAUUGAUUCUAUUUACUGGAGCAUCCAAAGAGAUUCACAAAACCAGAGAAACCAAAUCUGCUUCAGCAUUGAUCGAAAAAGGAGUCUACAAGAGUAAGAGUAGAGCUUUAGCUGCUCGUUCUUGCUGUAACAACAUUCUUCUUGUGUUGUCUGAUGAUGAGGGAAGCUCUGCCGGAAGUUACGAACUUCAGAACAAAGAAAACAUCUCUAGUUCAAGUUGUAAUGUGAUGGCCAAGAGGCCAAAGACUUGAAAGAAGAAUAUCACCAAAUCUCAUGGGGAUACUUUUGCGCUCUAGAGUUGUUGCGUUGACAAUGCUAUUUAAACUCAUCCAUGUAUAUAAGUAAUAAUCUACGUCAAAAUUCAUAUUCAAUACUGCUCGUCUCUUACAUGUUAAGUAUCAAAGGUUCGUUUUUCAACAGACAGAAAAAAAGAAGCAGAUUUUAUCAAAGUGGGAGGGAUGCAGAAACAGAGAGCUCACACAAUUCUUUACUACAAAAAGAAAAAAAAAAAGAAGAAGAAA
Raphanus sativus (radish) is the source of this 2870-nucleotide messenger RNA. Its product is annotated as probable ubiquitin-like-specific protease 2A. Gene Ontology annotation, biological process: proteolysis. Bases 174 to 2600 code for a protein of 808 amino acids. Gene Ontology annotation, molecular function: cysteine-type peptidase activity. The record is from RefSeq and is a predicted model, not a curated record. Lineage: Eukaryota; Viridiplantae; Streptophyta; Magnoliopsida; Brassicales; Brassicaceae. The transcript is spliced from 18 exons.